UUGACGUUAUUUGACCUCACCAAAAAUUUUCUUUCUGUGAUAAUUUUGCUACAAUUUUAUGUUUUGUGACCGUGCGAUGUGGUUUUAGAAUUUAGAUGAUAUAAAAAUCCUAUGCUUAUUGGAUGAUUUAGGAUGUGCAUAGAGUGCAGUGUUGCGGCUGUGUUGUUUUAUUACUGUGGACAAUUUAUGCGUUAAUAUUAGUGCAAUUGAAUUAUAACAAUGCGUAUUGGUUUAGUGUUAUAUUGGUGCGUAUUUGUUCUUCAUCUGUGUAAAGCGGAUGAUGGGGAGAGGACAGAGUCCAGAGAGGGUCGGAGAGCUCAAUGGGGACCCAUGGUGAGGACCGGGUCCUUCAUGAGCGACUCCGCCGCGGCAGCGUCGAACGAACUCAUAUUGGUGGAAGCGUGCAACAACGACGCUCUGUGCCUGCAAGACCACGCGGGGCUCGAGGCCAUCACCCAGUUGCAUCGGCAACUCGACGACGACGCCAACGGCAACGUCGACCUCAGCGAGAGCGACGAUUUCCUCCGCGAAGAGCUGCAAUACGACAGCGGGUAUGAGAAGCGACAGCGCGCGUUCCACCACAACGAUGACAUGCACAUCUCCGUCAAGGAGCUGUGGGAGGCGUGGCUUCGGUCAGAGGUUCACAACUGGACGGUGGAGCAAACCGUGGAAUGGCUUUCGGAAUCUGUGGACCUGCCCCAGUACAAGGCGCAGUUUCUUCAACAUCGCGUCACUGGCGCCACCUUGCCUAGGUUGGCAGUGAACAACAUGCAGUACCUGAGCAAUGUCCUUGGCAUCAAGGACCCCAUACACAAGCAGAAACUGGCUCUCAAGGCGAUGGAUGUUGUGCUGUUUGGACCCCCGAAAGAAGGCAGUCGAUGGAAGGACUGGUUGCUCGCGUCUCUGCUGUUGGGCGCGGUGGUGGGCGGUUGGGCGGCGCUGCGUGCGGGGCGCGCCUCCCGCCACCAGGUGCAGAGGAUGCUGCGGGACAUGGAGCAGCUGAGGAAGGCUGAGAUGGCGCUGGAUGACAUGCAGAAGGAACUGGAGAAGGCACGAUUGGAACAGCAAAACGUGGCAACAGAAAAGAAGAAUCUGGAAGAGAAACUCCGUGAGGCCGGAGACACGCCACUGUUGAACUCCGCCUCGUCCGAUCUAGAAGUCUCGCAACUGAAAGCCGAAAUUGAGAUGCUCAGAGCUGAACUGCGCCGCGCGGAGGGUGAGCUGGAAGACAGGUGCUGGGCCCCGCCGCCGGGGCUGCAGCAGUGGUUGCAGCUGACGCACGAGGUGGAGAACAGGUCUUACUUGCGCAAGAAGCAGCAGGCCGACAUGCAGUUGCAACAGGCCAGGGAAGCGUGCGAGAAACUGCGUAAGAAACGCUCCAGUUUGGUCGGUGCCUUUGUAUCAACGCAUGGAAAAUCCAUAGAUGAUGUUGAUCGAUCCAUAGUGGAAGCAAGAACAGCGCUCAACGAGGUGACGCAAGAAUUACAGGAACGCAUGCACCGAUGGAAACAAAUAGAGCGCCUGUGUGGCUUCAACAUCAUAAACAACAACGGGCUACAGUUCCUAGAGAGCACAUUGUACAGGACGGCGAAUGGACGACAGGGUAGAGUCCGAAUGAGCAGCUCGCAAGACGACCUGAGCGUGGGCGAUGAUACUUCUCUAUGCGGCUCAGUGACAGAUAACUUUGGAUGGCGGGAGGAUUCAUCCGGUAGCGAGGCAGAUGCACCACACUACCCGCUCGAUCUGAGACUUGCUGAGGCUAGAUUCCAACUAGAAGAGCGCCUUGCUCAAGAGGCGCGUGACAACAGGACAGACGAGAGAAGUGGUGGGAGGGUGAACGAUAAGAGAGGCUCCGACGAGAGAAUUAGAGGGUCAUACAAUGAUGUGAGGAAGAGCCCCACUGAGGACAGGCGGCGUGACCCCGUGCACUUCAUAUUAGGUGGCGACAAUGUAAACUGGACGGGGGAAGACCUAACGCGCGCGGAGCUGUCGCGCGCCGCGCACUCGCAGUCGCAGCCGCAGCUGCGCGCCUCCAUGCGCAACAUCAGCGGCGCGCCGCAGCCUCCGCCCAGGAGGCCCCUCUCCUCGGGUCAAAUGCAACGAUCGCGCAGCACCGACAUCGUCCACAACCCGGACGACCCAAAGCCACCCCAAAGGCAACCAUUCACAAAGCAGAAAACCGUCGCAGAGGGUAACGAACACUCCGAAUCUCCCUCCAGCAACACCCCUCCCGAGGAGGAGUCGACAGACUCCUCCCUAAUGGACGACGAAGGGCUCCCCAAAGCGAGGAAGCGACGCAUCCACCUCCCCUUCGGUAAGAAGGCUAAAACACCGGCGUGACACCAUUCAGACUCCAUGCUGUUUUUUUCUAUGAUGUACAAGUUCCCAUAGGUAUCCCAUGUGUCAAAUGUAUGGAUAUUGAAUACAUGUAUUUAUCAUCGAAUGUCGAUUUGAAUUGAACUGGGUUUUGGGGUUUGUUUGGGAUGACAAUUUUGACAGCUCAUUUUGACAAGUGUUAAUAAUAUUAAUAAUCGAAUAGGUUAGAUUAUCGGACCUUGCUCACGAGAUUAUCGCCAUGUGGAAGGUUGAGUCAACUGUUUGGUCUUGUUAGUCGUUUCCUCAGACCAAUUAUAGAAGGACCAGUAUAGUAUCGCACCAAAAUUCACGAAUAAAAUUAUCUGUCAUUUUCUGAGGAAAACAAGCUUAUUUGGUUUGAAAGAGGUAAAUCGCCGAAUCCAGCUCGGCUGGGCAGCGUUUGGGAAACUCUGCGACAUAUUUUCGUCCGAAAUUCCUCAGUGCUUGAAGACGAAAAUCUUUGAUCAGUGCGUUUUGCCAGUGAUGGUACGGAUCCGAGACUUGGUCGCUAACUAUAGACCUUAUUAGAAGGCUCAGAGUCACUCAGCGGGCGAUGGAGCGAGCUAUGCUUGGAGUUUAUCUGCGUGAUCGAAUCAGAAAUGAGGAGAUCCGCAGACGAACCAAAGUCACUGACAUAGCUCAGCGAGUCGCGAAGCUGAAGUGGCAAUGGGCAGGUCACAUAGUUCGAAGAGUCGAUGGACGUUGGAGUCCCAAGGUGCUGGACACCGGAAAACACAGUGUUGGUUGACCCCUCACUAGGUGGUCCAAAGACAUCAAGCUGGUUGCUGGGAGCCGCUGAAUGCUGGAGGCUCGAGACCGUUGUGUUUGGAAGUCCAUGCAAGAGGCCUAUGUCCAGCAGUGGACGUCCAUCGGUUGAUAAUGUUGAUGAUGAAAUAAAACUCUACUACUAAGACUUCACCUUUACCUUGUGAAUAUAUUUUUAUUAUUCGAUCAGUAAAAUAUUUGUGAGUGUAAAUCAUUAAUUUGUAGAGAAUAAAGUUUUAAAUAUUUCAAAUUAGAUUUAAGUACCCAUAAUAAGGGAGAUGUCAAUUCAAACUGCAAUUUUAAUUUUAUUUAUAUUCUAACUUCUAACUUAAUUACUUAAAUUAAUUAUUAUUAUUAUUAUUGAUCGAGAUUUGGACGUUUUUGAAUCUUAUUUACGUAACCAUGACAUUGUGUGAAUUAUGUAUAUCAGGGUUUUAUUUUAAUAUUGUGACUAAAUAUUUUAUAUCAAUCACAAUUUAUUUCAAAUUUUUUUAUAUUUGAAACAGAUGUUUGCCUGUUUUCAUCGUUUAUUAGACAGGUGUUUUGAAAGACAAGAACUCGAAUAAUUUGUAUUUUAUUCAAGAUUCCGAUUUUAAAUACAUUUAUUUAGUAUCCGUGACUUAAAAUAUUUAAUACAUUUGCAUGAGAUUAAUUUUCAUGACAUUUAUGUCAUUAUUAAUGGAAUAUACUUGACCGUUGGUUGAUAAUAGAACUAAAUUAUUUUACAUUUUAUCAGAUAUUUUUAAUGUUGGCCUAACGUUUCGGUUAUAUUUUCAGAUCCUUUUACUUUUUCAUUAAAAAGACAUCUAAAUAACACAUCCUAUUCAAUAAAUUUACAUUCGGUUUAUGCCUUUUUAUAUUUUUAGCAAUUAAUUAAAAAUUAUUUAUGCUAUACCCUUUUGUUAACAUUGUAACCAAGCUGAAGUGUCAUAGAAGAACAAUAACAGUCCACUUUGGUCCUCAGACCAAUUAAAGAAGGACCAGUAUCGCACCCAAAUUCACGAACAAAAUCGAUUUCUGUCAUGAUUUCUGUCAUUUUCUGAGAAAAAAAUAUCUUAGAUUUGGUAUAUAUCUCAAACUAAACUAGAAACUUUUGACCGUUUUUUACACCAUUCUACUAGGAAAAGUAAUAUUAUGGAGCUCUUUAACCGACGAACAUGAUUACUGUAGAACAUCGAUACUCUGGAGACAGUUUUUAUAAUCGCAUUAGAUCGUUGAUCAUAUACUUUGACAGAAACAGAGGCAGGUCCUAUACUAUAAUUGGUCUGAGACUUUGGUCUGUGUUUUACCAUGCACAUACUUUCAAGUCAGCUUUCAGAUGACCUCGAGUCAAUUACUGAGUGACCUUCGAGUUGAUAGUAUUAAUAUUUUUUUUAAUUAGCUGAACUCGUUGGGCCAACGUGUAAAUCAACCAUUAUUAACGAUUCCUAUCAAGAUGCGAAGCAUUGAAUGCAUUUUAUAUGCGGUAAAGGAAAUUCGAAUUUACUACUCAACAUUUAAAGUCCAUAUUUGCAUGAAAGGAGUCAUGCUACCUACUUUCUUCUAAGUGGAACUCAGAGUUCUACUUUUUAGCAGUUUUAAGCAUUUUAGCUUAAAACUCUUUGGGAAUAUGGACUUUAAAUAUUGUGUGGACAGUUUAGUUUCCUUUACCUCAAGUAAAAUAUGUUGUAAUGUGACUCUCUUUUUUAUGUAAAUCAUGUAUAUUGAAUGAGUGAAGUGAUUUAGGUUUCCCCCACGAUAAUUAAUUUAUAUUGCACGUUUGCUUUUAUGGUGUUGAACAUUUUGAAUGCACCGAUUGAAAUUUUAUUUUUUACAAUUUGACGAACCAGAUUUCUGUAAUGUAAUUUUAUUUGUACUAUAUUUGUGGACUACCGAAUAGAUUAAAUAGAUUUUCAUUGUGUGAUCAAUUGUAGGUUGAUUUUUAAUAUUUAUUUUUUUUAAUUUAUUUUCUUUAAACCUCUGCUGUAGGCAAUCCGCAUAACAUAACUUAGUCGUCGCCUGCGGGGUAUAGGGGAGGGGGAGAGGCGAAGGCAUUGAAGGAGUGUAACAAGAAGGGGAGGGGACCAGCUGAGAUUGUGACGUCAUAUUUCAAAGACUAAUAUAUUUAAACACGUGAAUUAUUAGCGAUAAACUAUUACUAUACUAUUAACUGAUAGGGUAGAGAAUUCAAAGUGAAUUUCUGUGUCAGAAAGCCAUACAUACACAUUACAAUGCAUAACAUGUAUGUAUAUGUUUGUGUGGGUGUGUGCUUGCGUGUAUGUGUGUAGUGUCAUCAUCAUAUCAAAAUUAGGAUGUUGAAAAAUAUGUUGAAAGUAGGUUGCCUCAAAAAUUCUUGGUCAAACUAUCGUUAAUGAUAGUUAAUAAUGGUUUAGCUAGAAAAUUUUUAGGCAAUGUAUUUUUUAACUUUAGUACAAUUUGAUAUAAUUUUUCAUCCAAUAAACAGAUGGGUGAAGGUCGUUUCUAAUAUGCAUCUUAACUAAUAGCAUCUGUCGUUACACCCCUGACUCCCUGUACCGCGUAGGAACGGAAGGUUAUACGGUUUGCUUAUCUGUCUAUUUGUAUUUCUUGAAAGCUUUCUGGAAUGUUUUACUGAGUUUUAAUAUUUAUUUUGUGCUUUAAUAUGUUGAUUGUUGUGGAUACAUAUUUUUAAUGGACGGUGUUUAUAAAUAAAAAUAGGGUGCAUAUAAUUAUUUGUAGAUAAAACAAAUUGUAGAUGUGACGUCAUUCAAUGUCACAAAGUGACAUAAAUAAUAUGGGUCGGUUACGCCCACAGGCCAAUUACUUUCUGUUAUAGUCUGGUAAUUAUUGAUAACACUCCCAUGUUAUGCUAGCAACGGGCGGAAAGACUGCGUGGGUGUGAAAUCGUGCGUGCGGGGAAGUGUUGUGCAUCAGUGGAUUUUUCAUUCAUCGUUACACGCCCCCCGCCCCGCGCGCAUCAUCGGGUGUGUUACAAACGAAGUUGCCAUGCUGUAGAUUCACCAACAAAAUUGUCUGUCGUUUUUUGAGGGGGAUGAGGUAAAACACACAUCACACAUCGAAAAUAUUUAACACUAAUAAAUAUAUCCUGUGUCCUUACACUACACACAACUAUAAAUUUUAAAUCGCAAUACGCGCAUGUAAUUUUAACACAAUGAAACAUCGAUUGUAUAGACGCAAUUUAUAUGAACACGUUUGAUCAUGAUCAAAUAUUUGUAACCUUUAGCGAGGCAGGUCCUAUAGAAGGUAAUUGGUCUGAGGUUACACCACUUCAUAAAAUUGUCUGAUAGGUUAUUUGCAAGUUUUGUCUUUCAAAUCAAAUCCAAUCAAAAUUUAUUUAUUUCAAUUAAGUUUUGUUAUCAUUUGACAUAAAAUGAGAAAGUGACAAAACAUUAUCUAGCUAUCCGACACUUAUCAGAAGGACCCUAUAUUAACUACUAGAGUUCGGCCGCGCAGAGAUUGCGUUUCUGACAGAUCGUGAUCGAAUGAGCGAUGUAACAUGAGAGUGAGAGAGACAUAAACACUCUUUUAAAUGGUUUUAAAUAGUUAAUUAUCGUUCUACUAGAAUAAUUUUUUUUUUUUUCAUAUUUAUUUAGACGUAAUUACAUGAAACUUUUAUCUUUUAAAUUUGUUUUUAACAAUACGAGCCAAAACGCCUGUCGGCCAUGAUGGUCUAUAUUUCAAAUGUUUCAUGACGUCACUAUAACAAAUGCCUUACAAACGUUUGACAAAAAUAUUAGUCAAUUAUUUGACGUUUAGUAGAUCAAGUAACAUUGUGACGUCACAAAAUGCACGACAGCGUUUGACGUUUGGAUUUUUUUAAAUACAUGAUUUUUAACUUAAGUUAUAUGAGAUAUCCUUAUUAAUUAAUAUCAGAUCCAUAGUCCAUGUACCAUGCGAAAUUAAUAUUGUUUAUAUUAAAUUUGAUAUGAGUCAAGUACCCUAUUGUAAUUUAAUAUGUUUGUCCCUUUCGCACGACCUGUCAGCAACGCAAUCUCUGAGCGGCCGGACUUUAAUUUUAAUUUAAUUUGUAUAAGUAUAAUGCGGUUUCUACUCGUUUCAUUAUCCCUUAGUAAAUAAUCUAUUGGACAUGAUUAACGUUCAACUAAUCAAUCAAAUUGUCUAAAUAUUCAAAAAAUAAAAUAAAAAUAAUCAUUAUUAUAAUUAUAUCAUAACGAAAUUUAGAUAUAUUAUAGGAUUGUAUUUUUUUUAUAAUUGGCAGACUGUAAUUUAUGAUUACAUGAUACUAUCGAAAUUCUACUUAAAUUAGUAGUUAAUAUUAUAAAUAAAUAAUAAAACAAGCAAUAUUAUUAAUAGUUAGUAUUUCUAUAAUAAAACAUCCUAUAGUGAAGUAAGAUUAUAUAACACUAGUAAAUAUAUGCCCUUAAAGGUAUCUUAAAUAAAUUGUGUAAAAAAAUAAGAGAUGAGUGAGAACAUUAUACCAUAUGCGCUGUAACAUGGUGCGGGUGACAGUCUCUAUGACGUUCAUAAUAUGUACUAUUAUCGUGAAUCGCGGCACUCUUUUAAGAGUGAAACAAACUGUCACACGCACCAUGCUACAGCGUACGCACUGUAAAAAAAGUAAUCUUAAAUCAUCUAUGAUCAAGUAUUUGCUGCUUAGCCAUUCGACAAGAUUAAAUCGGUUGUGGUUUUUAUUAAAUUUUGUAUUUUCAAAUAUGUAUUCAAAAACUUGUAUUCAGUGUAUAAAAUGUAAUAUAACAUGCAAUUUAUACUACAUAUCGAGCUUUAGAAAGAGACUUGUUGACGCCGCUCGGUUUUACUCGCGUGGUUCCCGUUCCCGUAGGAAUACGGGCAUAAAAUAUAGCCUCUAGCUUUUCUUGAUAAAUGGACUAUCUAACACUGAAAAAAAUUUUCAAAUCGGUCCAGCAGUUCCUGAGGUUAGUUUUUCGUAUAGAAACCGAAAGGGGUGUGAAUUUUCAUCCUCCUAACAAGUUACUCCGUUUCCAUCUUAGGUUGCAUCAUCACUUACCAUCAGGUGAGAUUGUAGUCAAGUGUUAACUUGUAAAGAUAUACUUCGAUAAAUAAAAAUAAAUCAAAACGCUGUUUAAUUUUUUUUGGUGAGAAGUAUAUUUCGCGAAAGAAACUUCAAUGUACAUACAAUCUUAUGUAAGAGUAAGUCUGGGUUACAUGGAUUUUUUUUAUUAUUAUUGUAAGCAGUUUAAUUUUCACGGGACUUUUUGUAGGACUUAUGCCAUAGAAGAUAUGACUUCUUUUGCUACACAUGUAAUGUAUAAAAGAUAUUACAAAAAUACAAAAAAAAAAAAUUUUCUCUUUCUGAAGUGCGAUAUAUAUUAUUUAUUGUCGAAUAUUGUACCAUAUUUAUAACCAUAUCGCAUCAUUCCCUAUUUUUUCGUAGUAUGAUAGCGAUAUAAUUGCCCUGUAGAUUAUUAUAUAGAAUAAUUUUAAGACAAUCUGGUGCUAAACGAAUUAUCAGACUGAUUCGCGGAUGGCUCAAGUUGUUUGUACUAAAUUAUUCGACGCAAAAUCAAAAAUGUUGGUUGUAAUAACUUGAUGCCGUCUCCUAAAUGCAUGUUGUAUAUUGUACUUACAUAAUCAAAGUCCUCCGAUACGGUUGCAUAUGAAUUAUGGCAAUAAUAUGUGUAUAUUGGUUUAUACUACUGCAGGCCAAUUCACUAACUUUGACGUUAUUCAUGUACAUAUACGAAAGGAGAAACCUAGUCGCCAUAAGUCAUCAGGCCCACUUAUAUAAAUGACACAGAGCUGAAAAUCGGCCUUAAAUUAGGACAAUUAAUAAUAAUAAUAAUAAUAAUAGCCUUUAUUUCCAAGUAAUUACAAAAAACAUAUAAUAAAAAUAUAACAUUUAAUUUCAAUAAUUAUUAAACAUGUCAAUUCUUAAUUUGAUUAAUAUUAAUUUCAAAGAAAAAUGUUUGUGUCAGAAAGAAAAUUCUCAGUCAUUAUUCAUUAUCAUUUCGUCAAUUUUUAUUUUUUAAUAUUUAUAUUGUCAUAUUUAUUCUUGAAACGCCCAUUUUUGGGCAUAGGCCUCCUCCAUUUUUUUUCCAUCUGUCCCUGUCUCUCGCCAAUCUGGUCCAAAUAGUCCCCGCUGUGUCGACGAUGUCGUCGCGCCAGCGUCGAAAUUAGGACAAUUAAGGAGAACUAAUGAGGCCAAUUUUUAAAAGAUUAUUAUCUAUAUUUGCCUUAACCCUUAAAUUACUUGUUACAGGUGGGCAAUUUUGACAUAAAAUUGAUUGCAGUACCUGUUUUAACUGUCAGGUGAUAUUUAAUAAGGAUUUGACAUUAAAUUGACAAUGAAAUCUCAUUCAUUGACUUUGACACUGACAACAUGCGUUUGCAAAGAUCAGUGAAAUAUGCAUCAAAAUAAAAUAAUGAAAUCAGUUUAUUUUCCCUGUUGGCAACUAAUAUUUCGGCUAAGGUUGUAAUGGAGUAAUCUAGUAAAAUAUACAAGAUUUUUAGUAGAUUUUUCAUAUCUGUAUCGUUCUGAAAAGUGGGCCCAAUUUCGGACAUCUCCUUUAUUCAAUAUUGAGAUUACAGGUAAAAUGUGUCUAAAUGGCUAUCAUAAAGUAGGUACUAAGAUGAUUUUGCUCUAUUGACAUUGUGAUUUUCGUUAAUGGGCUUUACGGAAUACAAAAAAUGCGAUUGUUAUUGAUUUAAUGUUAAUUAUAUUAGGUGACUAACAUACGUGAAAUUUAGUGAAUUGGCCGGCUGCGAAUCCACACUUAUACCAUUUUAUGAAGGUUGAAAGUUUGCCAACUCCAGUUUCGAAAUAACUCCUUUCUAAGUUAGAGGCUGGUUGCUCCCGUGAUUUAAUUAUCACUAGCUGAUGCCACGCGAUUUCAUCCACGUAGUUCCCGUUCCCGUAGGAAUACGGGGAUCAAAUAUACCCUCUAGCAUUCGGGGAUAGUGUAGCUUCCCAACAGUGAAAAAAUUUUUCAAAUCGGUUCAGUAGUUUCGGAGCCAAUUCAAUGCAAACUAUCAAAUCUUCCCUCUUUAUUUCUAAGUAGUAUAAACCAAGAUUUUGAAGUCUCGGAAAUUUUGCUAUAUUGUAUUUUACAGUACUUAAACACCCAUUUAUGUAGCACCUUAAAGUAAGGCUAGUGAUAGUGCUAUCGGAAAACUACACAACUGAUUCCGCAGCUGCGAUUAUCGAGGGUUGCCAAUAAGGAUUUCAUUUCGAAUAAGUUUGCACUAUCAAUUAUAAAACAAAAAGAGUACGUGAAUAUACUUUUUCACUACGUUUUAUUUUUGUGGGUUGAUUUUUACAAAUAUUAUUUAAUAAUAAUAAUUAAAAAAACUAUCAAAGAAAUAUAGAUUAAUUUAUUUAAUUUUUUACUGUCUGUCGACACAUUAAUAACCAUUUGCAUGGAUUAUUUUCACUUAUCAACGACGAAUAGGUAAUGGAGACACUAAAAAAUCAGUCUCUGAAUAUAGGUGUUGAAACUAAUAAAUUAAAAGUAGUUACUUUAUAUCGACACAUUAUCUUGUUAUAUUUUUAAUAUAUACAGGUUUACUUAAUUUGCACCAAACGUGGCAACCCUAAUUACUACAGGGGAGAGAGAGGAGCAAUGCGGCAGGCGCGCAUUAUUGACUGAUGUACGUUUUGCCCAAUGUACCCCUAAUUCCCCUUUGUAACGCGCGUUAGAGGACUCCGUUAUGAGGUUUUUCUCCAUAUAGAUAAAAGUUGGAUGAACUUCUUUCUGCAUACAGUCUGUCGAAAUUGACUUUUCACUGGUUUUACUUUAAAUAUAUUUAUGAAAAAUUUAUUUAUACGAGUACAAAUUGCGCCGGUAUAAUUUUGCGCCAUGCGGCUCGAUUUUAGUUCAAAAUAGCCCAAUUUAAUAAACACUUAUAUACUUACUUAUUUUAAUAGUUAUUAUUCAUUAUGAAAUUUUUAGCUUUUAAUUGAAGUCACAAAACUGCAAAUAUGUCGCAGUGUUAUAGACAAUAUUCACGGAUUGCGUUGAGUCUGUGACUAUCAAAUGACUCAAGUUUGCCGACCAUUUCCCGCCUUUUUGUAAAUAAAAGAGAAAAGUCCACUGUCGUUUUGUUUCUAUUAAGACAAAAAAAACAAGCUGAUCUUGGGACUUGCUUUGAAACAAAUGCAAAAGACUUUAAUAUCAAUCCAGUUUUGUAUGUUUCCAAGUUAUCAAAUUACAGUGUGACUUUUAAAUUUUUGUUCAAUAGCCUUUUGACUUCCUUUGUAUGAGUAAAAUAAACUUCAUUUGUAAAAUGUAUAUUUGGAAAAGGAAUAAUUGGCUAAUUGACAUUUUUAACGAUAAAUUAAUGAAAUUGAUCCAGAUUUAAAUAAAUUGUAAAUAUUGUAUUUUUUUAAAACAAAAUUUGAGAUUUUUAUCUGUGGCUUACAACAAUUGAAGCAGCUUUAGUCACAAGAUAAGUGUCAGCUGUAUUAAAUUUAAUAACAUUUAGUAACACGCUUAAAGGUGUCUACAGAAGACAUAUCUGUAAUGUCCUUUUCAUGAAACCUGAACUAAAAUUUACAGCGCCUUACACAAAUGAUAAUAAGACCGCCAUCCGCCAUUACCAAAUGACAAUGAGCACCAUUAAGACAUUAACGUCGCGUCUGGGGGACUUUUUCAUGUAAAGGAUUUUAGGUCUCUAGCUACCUGCUGAGCAGUGUGGAUAGAGGCUGUCUGUGGAUGUCUGCCACGCUACUUGUCUGUGACGCACUGUGUUUGUAGAUAUAAACGGACCUUUAGAGUUAAAGCGUCGUAGUUAACUUUUUUUGUUAAUAUAAAAUAUGACGUCACAGCUCACACGUCACGUGACCAUUUUUUUGUGCUAAUUUCAAAUUAAUCGAUAAAAAUCGUUUAAAUUUUAUAUUUUAUAGACCUAUAGAUAGUAGACUUAUAGUAGAGUAGACUUAUUUUCUGACCAAAUUUAAAAAUGUUUUCCAAAAACUGUCAAGUAGCCAAUUACAAUGUCAUUAGGAUGUGGUCGGUAAAAGUGAGUCUUGUACUAUUAAAUAGAUAAUUUGUAAUUUAUGAUCACGUGAAAGCUGUAAAGGAACCCCCAGAUCUGACAGUUGUGUAAAAAAGACAAAUCGUGAUAAAAAAAAAUGUUGUUAUAAAAGUUAAUAAAUUGAACUAAAAACA
Molecule: messenger RNA, 12206 nt
Organism: Bicyclus anynana (squinting bush brown)
Lineage: Eukaryota; Metazoa; Arthropoda; Insecta; Lepidoptera; Nymphalidae
Gene: Stim
Product: stromal interaction molecule homolog
Exons: 15
Coding region: 220-2340 (706 amino acids)
Biological process (GO): intracellular calcium ion homeostasis; activation of store-operated calcium channel activity; store-operated calcium entry
Cellular component (GO): endoplasmic reticulum; plasma membrane
Molecular function (GO): calcium ion binding; protein binding; calcium channel regulator activity
Source: RefSeq, a predicted model, not a curated record